This is a messenger RNA of Kwoniella botswanensis, 1344 nucleotides long. RefSeq lists its product as uncharacterized. Gene Ontology annotation, molecular function: hydrolase activity, acting on carbon-nitrogen (but not peptide) bonds. Bases 1 to 1344 code for a protein of 447 amino acids. The transcript has a single exon. Lineage: Eukaryota; Fungi; Basidiomycota; Tremellomycetes; Tremellales; Cryptococcaceae. The record is from RefSeq and is a predicted model, not a curated record.
AUGCACCAGCAAAUCCCACAUUCAACGUUCGAUCAGCCGUACACCAUUCACACUUCCUUACUAUUCAACUCCCGUACUCUCAAAUUCGAUCAUGAUCAAUCUGUACGUGUCAAUCCCAAGACCGGUCGAAUCAUCUCAGUCACUCCUACACCACCCAAUCUCGGUACCGUCGAUCAUCCAGACCUCGAUCUGAGGGGAUUUACAGUUUUACCAGGACUGGUCGAUGCUCAUGCCCACGUUCUUGUCCAUCCGUACACGGAAACUCCGGCAUUAUAUCAAGAACGAGAUGAAUCCUUGACUGAGCGUAUCCUUAGGGCUGGAAAUAAUGCCAGAGCAGGUUUGAAAGCUGGAUUCACCACCUACCGUGAUCUAGGCACGGAGAGUGCCCUCAACGCCGAUAUCGGUGUGAGAGAUGCUAUUAACAGGGGAAUUAUACCUGGACCUAGAUUGUUCGUCGCUACUGAGGCAUUGGGAAGUUCAGAUGGUUAUCAGAUCAGACAGGAGAAUAGGAUUGGUGGAACGACUGUACCGAGACUAUCAGAAGAAUGUGAUGGUGUUGACGGUGUGAAAGCAGGAGUAAGAAGGAGGUUAGGUGCUGGCGCAGAUGUCAUAAAGCUCUACGCAGAAUAUCGAAGAAGGACUUUACGAUUCCCUCAACCUACUUGGCCUGGGUCAAAGGCUAUAAGAUAUCCACCAUAUGCUACAGGUGAAGAAGGGAACCCAAUACUCACGCCGAUGAACCCACCUUCAACACUCUUCGAUCAAGAAGAGAUGAAUGCGAUUGUCCGAGAAGCCAAAAGGGCUAAAUGUCCCGUAGCAUCACAUGCAAGUACGCCCGACGCUGUCAUCAUGGCUUCCAACGCUGGUGUCACCUCAAUUGAACAUGGCUCAAUGCCCUCAGAAGAAUCAUUGAAAACAAUGAAAAAGAACAAUACCAUUUAUGUGCCUACUUUGUGUGUUGCAGAUAUAGAGAUGAAGAAUGACCAGAGAUCUAGGAAAGCGGUGUUGGUACAUGCCAGAAAGGCGAAUGAAAUGGGCAUCAGGAUGGCUACAGGAGGCGAUACAGGUGAAUCUCCUCAUGGGAAUAACGUAAGAGAAUUGGAAUUGUUCUUAGAAGCAGGAAUCUCACUGGAAGAUACUCUUCGAGCGGCUACGUUGGGAGGAUGGGAAGCGUGCGGAGGUGAUUGGUGUGGAUAUCGGUUUGGCUGGGUGGGUGAAGGUUGGCAAGCGGAUUUGGUGGUCCUAGAGGGCGAUUUGAGGAAGGAUACAGGAGCAUUGAGAAGAGUAGAGAUAGUGAUUAAGGAUGGUAAUGUUGUUGUCGAUGAGGGAAUCAUAGUAGAGUAA